Ictalurus furcatus (blue catfish) is the source of this 2538-nucleotide messenger RNA. RefSeq names its product solute carrier family 2 member 15b (gene slc2a15b). Gene Ontology annotation, cellular component: membrane. The transcript has 13 exons. Lineage: Eukaryota; Metazoa; Chordata; Actinopteri; Siluriformes; Ictaluridae. The record is from RefSeq and is a predicted model, not a curated record. The coding region runs from base 204 to 1820 and encodes 538 amino acids. Gene Ontology annotation, molecular function: hexose transmembrane transporter activity. Gene Ontology annotation, biological process: monosaccharide transmembrane transport.
UUGAGUUCAUAUGUGGCAAGCUGAUCGGUCUUGAGGAGAUGAUGCACGAGUUGGUCAUGAGAGGUGAAGGAGGAGGAGAAGGAGGAGGAGGUGCUGCACACAGGCUGGUCGUCUCCCUCUGUGAGCCUGAAUUCUGUGGAGACAAUUACAAUAAGCAACCUUUCUCUUGGUCUCUCUUUGGAAAUUUGCACAUGCAUCGCUAAAUGGCGGAGGAAGUUUUAAACGAGCCAGAUGGAAAACUUAGAGGGCAUUUAACCUCAACCCUGCUAGCAGCAGCAUUGCUCUCAUCUUUUGGCAGCUCUAUGCUCUAUGGCUAUAACCUAGCUGUAGUCAAUUCUCCCGCUCAGUACAUAAAGGACUUUUAUAACCGCACUGCAGUGAGGCGUAAUGGGCGUGGUCUGAGCAAUGACAGCAUCACAGCGCUUUACUCCAUUACCGUGUCCAUUUUCGCCAUUGGUGGACUGGUAGGCUCCCUCACUGUGGGAAUGCUAGUCACCAAAUUCGGAAGAAGAGGGACACUGGUGAAGAGCACAUUUCUGGUGUUUGUAUCUGGUGGACUGAUGGGCUUUAGCAGGCAUAUUGGUGUUCCUGAGAUGAUCAUCAUCGGUCGCUUCAUCACAGGAAUACAUUCAGGGAUUUCUCUUAGUGUAGUGCCCAUGUUCCUGGGAGAAAUCGCUCCAAAGAACCUCCGUGGUUUCCUGGUCCUUGUGCCUAGCAUCUUCAUCUGUAUUGGAGUUUUCAUUGCUCAAAUUCUGGGACUUCAUGAAGUCCUGGGAAAGGAAGAGCACUGGCCUCUUUUCCUCUCUCUGGUCGUGGUUCCAACCAUUAUUCAACUAAUGUUAUUGCCAUGGCUUCCUGAGAGUCCUCGUUACUUGUUGAUUGAGAAACACAACAUUCACGCUACUCUCAAGGCUCUGAGGUGGUAUAGAGCAAAAGCUAAUAUCCAGGCGGAGGUGGAGGAGAUGCAGAAGGAGCAGCGCUCACUCUCUUCAGUGAGGACCGUCUCAGUGUAUGAACUGCUAAAAGACAGAGCCGUCCGCUGGCAGGUCAUAUCAGUCAUGGUCAUCAACAUAGGCAUGCAGCUGUCUGGCAUUGAUGCAAUUUGGUUCUAUACAAAUUCCAUCUUCGAGAAUGCGGGAAUCUCUGUCUCACAGGUUCAGUACACAACAGUGGGCACAGGUGCCAUUGAGGUCAUUGCUGGACUCAUUGGAUGUUUUACUAUUGAGCGAGUAGGUCGCAGGCCUCUGAUGAUUGGUGGAUUCAGCUUUAUGGGUAUUUGUUGUGCAGGCAUCACCCUUUCUCUUGUUCUACAGGCUCAUGUGCCCUUCAUGCACUAUGUCAGCGUGACCUGCGUGGUGGGCAUCAUUGCAGGAUUCUGCAUUGGGCCUGCUGGAGUGCCCUUCCUUAUGACAGGUGAGCUGUUUAAGCAGUCUCACCGACCCUCGGCAUACAUCGUUGGGGGCGCACUCAACUGGUUAUCUAACUUCACUGUCGGAUUUGUCUUCCCAUUCUUACAGAUGUCAGCAGGGGCUUUCUCUUACCUGGUAUUCUUUGGCAUUUGUAUGGGCGUGGCAGCCUACAUCUACUUCAUCAUCCCUGAGACAAAGAACAAGACAUUUGUGGAGAUCAGCCAGAUGUUCGCUUCUAGGAACAACUGUGAGCUUGAGGGUGAACAGCUGAUCAUCACUGAGCAUCUUGGCCUCAGGAUGCAGAACAGAUAUGGAGCAGUGGAGAAAAAAGGAAAAGAGGAGAUGUACAUGUGGAGUGAUGACGAAUCCGAUGAGACCCCUCAUACUACACUAUACCAUAACAACAACUAGGACCUGGCAUAUUCCUCAAGAACUUUGAUUGGAUUGUGAAUCUGAGAAGAUACAGGUCAACCCAAAAGCCUCAAGACAUCUGAGAUAGAUUUACCUGGAUAUAUGUAAUUAUUCAAUGCUUAUCUGCCAUUCUUAAUAUUAGUUCACUAAAAUAUAAGGUUGUCUGACCAACAAAAUAAAUAAGAAAAAUUCUGUUUAAAACCAGGCAUAUCGAUUAAUAUUAGAGGUCGACCGAUUGAUCAGUUUUGCUGAUUAAUCGGCACCAAUAAUAAUAAUAAUAAUAAUAAUAAUAAUAAUAAUAAUAAUAAUAAUAAUAAUAAUAAUAAUCCACACUGAUAGUUUUUCCCAGUUGCGUCUGUUGCACUGACAAGUGUUUUUUUUUUGGUUUUUUUUCCAUUCAUUUUGGAUGUCUCUAUUUUUUAUUUGGUAUUUGGAGUGUUACCUUUUGGUGCAGUUUGGAUGUACAUCUUUUACUUUAAUAUUUAUUCAUAGUUUAUAUAUUAAUAUUUAUAUAUGUAUUUUGUUUGUUUGUUUUUUAAAUACAGUACAUUUUAAAUACUGGUACAGUUAGUACUGUUUAUUUUUGUAAUAACGUUCAGCAAUAUUUUACUUUGUUAUGUUACUGUUGAUUACUGAUACUAUCAGAUGAUUAAUCGGUUAUCGGCAGGUACUGCCCAACUUAGUUAUCGGUAUCGGUAAAAUCCACUAUCGGUCGACC